GGGUAUGAAUAGUGAUUGGGAGAGGUGUGAGAAAACUGCAAUUUAGAGAAUUUCUAGUCAUGGAAGCAGUUUUUCGGAAAAUUGCACAAGAUACUACCAAGUUUAACUUGGGAGACGAGGAUGCAUGGCGCGAGCUGUACGAACCUCUGUAUGAGCCUCUCUCCCCGAAUGUUGAGAUUAUCAGAGAUGAGCGUUACGGACCGGCGGAGCGAAACAGACUUGACGUUUAUAUCCCCAAAGACGAGGCCGCGGAUAAGCCCGUUCUUCUCUACGUUCAUGGCGGCGGGUUCUUCUCUGGAGACAAGGCGUGGAGUGAGAAGUGUUAUGCGAACAUUGGGAAUUUCUUCGCGCGUCACGGAAUCAUCACUGUCCUGGCCAACCAUCAACUUGUCCCCCACGUCCAAUACCCUGGAGGCGCGGACGACAUACAGUUAGUGCGGGAGUGGAUUUAUAACAAUAUCUUCCAUGAGAAAUUUGGCAAAGGCUCGGUGAAUAAAGUCAUCCUCCUGGGCCAUUCCUCCGGAGGAGCGCAUAUAGCAUCUAAUCUCUACGCAGCAGGGGACCCAGGCAGAAAAUCACAAAAUGCCGUUUUCCCCCCAGUUGCGGGAAUCAUGUACUUCAGCGUUCCUUUCUGGUUUGACCGCAGGAAGCCUUUGCGACAGAAGACCAUCCGAAGCUACUUUGGAUCGGAUGAAGAGGAGGUGUGGGGUCCAAAAUGCGCUUUGGGCCUCUUUAGAGGGCUCCCUGACGAUUCUCCCCUGCUAGAUGUUAAUAAAUACCCAGUUUAUCUGGGAUCAGUCAAGUGGGAGGUACCCGAGACAGCAGAUGCUACAAUUGCAUUUCUAAACGCCUACCGAGAACGAAGCAAACCUGCCCACAGCCUGCCCGUUGUGCAUAUACUUGACAAGCACAAUCAUAUUAGUAACAUCCUAUCUAUUGGAACCGAGGAUGAUUCACAGAGUAAGAUGAUUUUGGACUUUAUUCAGUCAUGUUUGAGCAAUGUAGCCCGACUGGAAGCCGAGUCCAAAUCCAAGAUUUAGGAACAUACAAGAUAAAGAGACAUGAUUAGUUGUUGAAGUCUGCCGUCCUCACGAGAGAAAGAUAUAC
Molecule: messenger RNA, 1107 nt
Organism: Aspergillus ochraceoroseus IBT 24754
Lineage: Eukaryota; Fungi; Ascomycota; Eurotiomycetes; Eurotiales; Aspergillaceae
Product: alpha/beta hydrolase
Exons: 8
Coding region: 60-1040 (326 amino acids)
Source: RefSeq, a predicted model, not a curated record